UGAAACUCCAAAAUCCCCCAUUGUUAACAGAUCGUCGUCUUCUUUCUCUCUCUCGCUAGCUCUGUCUCUCUCGUUUUCCAUCGCGGUGACCCCCUUUCAAUCUGAUUUUUCCUGGGGUCGCCACUUCCUUGAAAAGAUUUUAAUAAGCUAGUUACCUGAAUUGAAGGAAUUUGGUUUCUUCGCGAGAGGGAUCGUCACUUUCACCACCAUGUCGGAGAUGGCCAACACGGAUCCGGAGGGGAUGGACGCCGUUCGGAUGACCUGGAAUGUCUGGCCUCGCACCAAGGUUGAGGCCAGCAAGUGCGUCAUCCCACUCGCCGCCUCCAUUUCUCCGAUCCGCCAUCAUCCGGAAAUCCCUACUCUCCCUUACGCUCCUCUCCGCUGUAAGACCUGCUCAUCCGUUCUCAACGCCUUCGCUCGUGUCGACUUCACUGCCAAGAUCUGGAUCUGCCCCUUCUGUUACCAGCGCAAUCACUUUCCCCCACACUACGCUAUGAUUUCCGAGACUAAUGUCCCUUGCGAGCUUUACCCUCAGUAUACCACUGUUCAGUAUACGCUGCCCAGCCCCACUGCUCCCAACAACCUCGAUCCCAGCUCCCCUGCUGCCCGCCCUUCGUCGGUUUUCGUCUUCGUUCUCGAUACAUGUAUGAUCGAGGAGGAGAUGGGUUUUGUCAAAUCCGCGCUCAAGCGGGCGAUCGGUUUAUUGCCUGAAAACGCGCUUGUUGGGUUUAUUUCUUUCGGGACGCAGGCGCAUGUGCAUGAAUUGGGGUUCGCGGAUUUGUCCAAGGUUUAUGUCUUCAGAGGAAGCAAGGAAAUUUCCAAGGAGCAGGUAUUGGAGCAAUUGGGGCUUGGCGCUUCGAUCAGGCGGGCGCCUGCUGGGUAUCCCAAGGCAGCCCAGAACGGCUUCCCGAAUUCGGAUGUCAGCAGGUUUUUGCUGCCUGCCUCUGAAUGCGAAUACGCGCUUAAUUCGCUAUUGGAUGAGUUACAAACCGAUCAAUGGCCUGUUUCCCCAGGCCAACGUGCCGCCCGAUGCACUGGAGUGGCGUUGAGCGUGGCUGCUGGAUUGCUUGGAGCUUGCUUGCCUGGAACUGGUGCUAGAAUUAUUGCCUUGGUUGGAGGUCCGUGCACAGAGGGUCCUGGCACGAUUGUAUCAAAAGAUUUAUCAGAUCCUGUGCGUUCACACAAGGAUCUUGAUAAGGAUGCUGCACCGUUUUUCAAGAAAGCUGUUAAAUUUUAUGAUGGCCUUGCAAAGCAGCUUGUCAGCCAAGGUCAUGUGUUAGACCUUUUUGCUUCUGCCCUUGAUCAGGUUGGGGUUGCAGAAAUGAAAGUUGCAGUUGAAAAAACUGGUGGUCUUGUUGUCCUAGCAGAGAGUUUUGGUCAUUCUGUCUUUAAAGAUUCCUUCAAGCGUGUAUUUGAAGAUGGGGAACAGUCUCUUGGCCUUUGUUUUAAUGGCACACUUGAAAUAAACUGUUCAAAGGAUAUCAAAAUUCAAGGGAUCAUUGGGCCUUGUACUUCCUUGGAGAAGAAAGGACCUAACGUGGCUGACACAGUCAUCGGAGAGGGGAAUACUACAGCUUGGAAGAUGUGUGGCCUGGACAAGAGUACUUGCUUGACAGUUUUCUUUGAUCUUUCAUCGAGUGAGAAGUCAAAUCCUCCAGGAACGAUGAACCCUCAGUUGUAUUUGCAAUUUCUUACAAGUUAUCAAAACCCUGAAGGUCAAACGUUGCUUCGAGUUACAACUGUUACCAGACAAUGGGUUGAUACUGCUGUGAGCUCAGAGGAAUUGGUACAAGGUUUUGAUCAAGAGACUGCUGCUGUAGUGAUGGCAAGAUUAGCUUCAUUGAAAAUGGAGACAGAGGAGGAAUUUGAUGCCACUCGGUGGUUAGAUCGGAAUCUUAUUCGUCUAUGUUCCAAAUUUGGUGAUUAUAGGAAAGAUGAUCCGUCUUCUUUUACGCUAAAUCCGUGUUUUUCAUUGUUCCCUCAGUUUAUGUUUAAUCUGCGUCGCUCACAAUUUGUACAGGUUUUCAACAACAGUCCAGAUGAGACUGCCUAUUUCCGCAUGCUGUUAAACCGAGAAAAUAUUACAAAUGCAGCUGUUAUGAUUCAGCCAUCUUUAAUAGCAUAUUCAUUUAAUUCGCUGCCACAACCAGCAUUGUUGGAUGUGGCUUCCAUUGCUGCUGACCGUAUUUUGUUGCUAGAUUCAUAUUUCAGUAUUGUCAUUUUCCAUGGAAUGACAAUAGCACAAUGGCGUAACAUGGGUUACCAAAAUCAGCCAGAACAUCAGGCAUUUGCACAAUUAUUGGAAGCUCCUCAAGAGGAGGCACGGAUAAUCAUCCGGGACCGUUUCCCUGUUCCUAGAUUGGUGGUGUGUGAUCAGCAUGGGUCCCAGGCAAGGUUUUUGUUAGCGAAGUUGAAUCCAUCAGCUACAUACAACAAUGCCAAUGAGAUGGCUGCUGGUUCUGAUGUAAUCUUCACCGACGAUGUGAGCCUUCAGGUGUUCUUCGAGCAUCUUCAAAAGUUGGCUGUGCAGUCUUAGGAUGGAAACUGUUAAAAAACUUGUAUUUGCAGGUACUUUUAGUGAGGAGAUUAGAUACGCCGAUUGUGAGUUGUGUUCUCUUUUAUUUUAUAUAUCUUCUUGUCCAUUCAGUUUUCCAGUCCUCUGCAUAAUCUUAGGAUUUUCAAAACAUCGGAGCCCAUGCUAUUGAAGAAAUAAGUUUGAGCAGAUGUUAUUCUUUUGGGGCGGCCGGUGAGGCAUAUUGCUUAUGUAAAACCAAUAACAGAUAGAGAUGUCAGUUUUGAGUUAUACUGGGGGUGGGGGGGGGGGAGGAGUUGUAGGAAGGUGUUGCAAUGGGAAUGUAAGUUAGGAAGGUGCAUUAUGGCACCAGAUAUCUCGGGGACAAUCAGGAAGAUCUUUUCACAGAAUUUUUUCUUCUUCGUUUCUCUUUAAGGAAGUUGUGGAUUUUUUCUUCUUUUGUGUAUUGAGUCAGAUCAGAGACAUUUUGUUGUCUACCUGAAUUAAGAAGUUAUAUACCAAAUGGAUUAGUUAACA
Messenger RNA from Carica papaya (papaya), 3049 nucleotides. RefSeq names its product Sec23/Sec24 protein transport family protein. Gene Ontology annotation, cellular component: endoplasmic reticulum exit site; COPII vesicle coat. Gene Ontology annotation, biological process: endoplasmic reticulum to Golgi vesicle-mediated transport; COPII-coated vesicle cargo loading; COPII-coated vesicle budding. Gene Ontology annotation, molecular function: GTPase activator activity; zinc ion binding. The record is from RefSeq and is a predicted model, not a curated record. Lineage: Eukaryota; Viridiplantae; Streptophyta; Magnoliopsida; Brassicales; Caricaceae.